AUGUCUUCAGAAUCUCCUCUAAGCGCAUCUGCGCCUGGGGAUUCCCCAAACAGAGGCUACGUCUCUGAACGCCCCUCUUCUUCUACUCAUCCGAGAAUAUCAGAAGGUUCAGAAGGUUAUCCCUCAUGGCUUCCAAGGAGGCCUCCGCCGCCUGCACCAGCAUCAACUUUCCACUCCUCCGUUGCAAUGUUCGAGCCUCCCCCACCCGAGACGUUCUCGGGCGGUCGAAAGGCUACACCACGUUCUGUGCGUGUUGUGAGCCUCCAGGAAAAUGCGCAGGCUAGCGCUAAUCCGUAUAAUCGCCGGGAUAUCACAGACCAGACUUUGCAGAGUAAUCCUCUACGUCCUCGAGUCUGGUCACGUGCUACGACUACUGGCUUGAGUGAAACUGUAGUGUUACCAGCAGUCAAAACACAGGAGCACUCUCAGCCACCAAAGUUUCGGUCAACUGGUCUCCAUCCGGAACUGCUUCGGAACCCUUCUGCCCUAACUCGUCUUUACUUUUACUUGCUUCCUCUCAUGACUUUCUACCACAUUCCUCUGCAAACAUUCUUCGACUUCAAUGCUGUAUUUAUAAUGAUCGCCAGGUCUCCUAAUCCUUCCGCACCAGGUGUGCCAGGUUCGGGCAAGAAUUGGGCUCUCGGUGCUGCAGCGUACAUAGCUUGUUGGCUGGCUUGGAUUACUAUGGUUCUUGUUCUAUAUGAACUUGUCUACUCCUUCUGGCGCCGAUGGCGUGUCAAGCGACCGCUCAUCACGCCAUUAUAUCUUUCUUCGGCUGCUUUCAACCUUGCUUCCAUGACGUCAUACACGAACUUCUGCUUCAUGCAGUACAUCCGCUUCUCGGCUUUCUUUGGCGAAAAUGGUAGUCUUCGCGAUGGUAUUGCGGAAACGUUCUGGUUUUACUCGCAGAACCUGCCCACUGUCGCGCUUCUACUACCUAGAGCGGGACUCUCCCUAGCUUUGCUACUCGCAUUUACAUCCGCUUCUCCUGAUUAUGUUGCUAUGCUCGAAGCUGGCUUCAUUCGCCGUGAUGGAACUUACUUCAGUGCGUCUGAUGGCACACUAACGGUUUACGCCCGUGGCGUUCUUAUAGCCAAUGCUGCUUGGACGGCGUGGCGUGUUCUUGUGCUGCUCUUCAGCUGGAUUGGACUGUGGAUUCUUAGUGGCCAGGCAUGCGCCGGACUCUGUGGGCCGCGUUUCAGAUGGGAGGAAGAUGAUCGCGAGAAGUCUCUGUCCAACUACAACGGUGACGGUGCCUCUGAGGCGGAUGCUCUCCCGUGGCACUGGAAAAUUUGUACGCGUCUACGUAUCCAAGAAGCAUAUGAUUUCUGCUUGACGGUGAAGCCUCCUGCACGGUGGUCUGGUACCGCAAAGAAGGAUGAACCGGGACCGCUGGGCUUGAAAACCUCUCCACCGUUCGAAGUUGACCAGGUGCUUGCGGCUGUCGGUUUGUCUUCCGUGCCACCACUAGCAAGGCGCGGUGCGCUUUCAGAGGAUCUUUUCGCUCUUCCGAGAGAGGUGUCUGGUGAGGCGCCAGCACCUCCACCGGAGCUGUCCGAGAUCAUCCCCAAAGUCGUAAAGAGAUCAUCGAAGGAUAAGGAGAUGUCCGGUCCUUCGGCACCUCUCCUCAAGCUUCCGUAUCCGUUCGCCGGGUAUGGUGCUCAAGUGUCAUCUAAAGAUCAAAUUCCUUUCCCGCCUUCCCCUGGUUCCACAAAGGAAAAGCGCAGAUCACCACCCACCAGCGGCUCAGAACGUCCAGCACAAGAUGAUGAAGAGGAUGAAGAAGAAGCAGAAGAAGAGGAUGAUGAUGACGACGACGAUGACGACGACGACGAUGAUGAUGAAGAGGAAUCAGACGAAGAGGCCGAGGUUGAGAUCGAGGUCGAAAAUAACAGCGAAGCUCCGCCACGUACCUCGGGUUCAAUGUCCAGUCUUGGACAGCCAGUAUCAUCUCGUUACCCAUUCCAAAUUCGUCGUCCUGGCCGUGGAGGUUCAGUUUCUUCAACGACUGGUACACACUCGACUCCUAAAACACAUCCAUCAACGAAUACUCGUUCAACGGUGUCGCGAACGUCAACUUCUACACAAUCCACUGGCAAUCGUGAUACCUCAUCUGAAUCUCCCCAUUCGCAUGGCAUGAGCUCGGGGUUGUCCAGUCCUAGUUCUGGAUAUGGUAGCCCGAUACCUAUGCCACCUCGUCAUCCCCAACCAGGCCGUGGUCGCGCUCGUGCAGGAACCGUUCCAGCGUUGUCGCCUCCCUCUCCGAUCGUGUACACUGCUCCCACCAGAAUUCGUGUCGAUAGCGCCAAUACCGAGACUUUUGGUGGCGGCGGUUAUGAAUCCUUCCUUAGUGAGGAGGUUGACGAUGACGAUGAGGCAGGGGAGGAUGGGGAGGAGGAGGAACAGACAGAAGACCAGUACGAUGAGCCUCAGAUGAUGGAGCAGCCUGUGCCUGAAGGUCCCCAUGAAGCUGCGGAAGGCGAGGAUAGUGUUGGUCUCCUCGGAGUUGGUCCUCGCAGCCCGAAAUCAUCGAUGGUCAGCAGCCGUCGCCGUCGUGGUCAUCGCUCAGAUUCUGGGGUUCACAAUCUGGACGUUCUCGAUCUAAUUCUCGAUCUGCCUCUCAAUCGGGUUCGUCGAGUUCUCGUGCUGGUUCAGCCCAUCGGAGCCGCCUCACGAUCAUCGUUGGAUCUUGUCCAGUCCAUACGCUCUCGUGCAAAUUCGUCUAUGGCUCGUCUUGAGGAGGAUACGACGUAUUCAUCCGACUCUCGCUCACGUAGCGGGUCGGACGGAGUUCACAGCAGCAACGAGAAUUAUACUUUCGGAGUGAGGCCACCUAUGGGGCAACGCUCUGGGUCACGUCUGAGAGAGACUUCCUCGAACCCCUCCAUCUAUACCCCCUCUAUUUCUGCACCUUCAGAGGCGACUACCUCUCGUCUCACUGCUCGCCCUACCUCCCGUGAGCGAGAGGUCGAGCGAUUAGAUAUCCCCGGGCGGCCGUAUGGGGGACAAAGUGAUGAUAGCCGACCCGACAUCAGUACCGCAGCUCAGUCGUUCAUAACAGCGGCUGCUACAUUAGAAGGCACCUCAGCAUCUAGUGAACCCCCAGCAAGUUGGCAAGAAGUGUCGCACAUGGUUGACAGACCAGGUACCGAGUGGAGACCUGCAUGA
Suillus fuscotomentosus is the source of this 3168-nucleotide messenger RNA. RefSeq lists its product as uncharacterized. The record is from RefSeq and is a predicted model, not a curated record. The transcript has 5 exons. Bases 1 to 3168 code for a protein of 1055 amino acids. Lineage: Eukaryota; Fungi; Basidiomycota; Agaricomycetes; Boletales; Suillaceae.